AUGUUUAGCAGAACACUAUCCCAAGCCUCUCGACUCUCCUCCAGACUCGUCCGAAGCAGUACCGCUAAGAGUGCUCUGAAGAGAUUUUCGCACGACCACGCCGGUACUCCCCAGCCUCCCUUUGUCCAGAGACGCGCUCCCAACAAAUCUCUUUCUGAGCAUGCUGAACUGAUUUGGGAGGAUGGAGUGGCUCCCGAGACUGCGAUCGAUUUCGAUGUCAUGGGCAUGAAGACCGGACGUGCUUUCCUGUGGAUGCUUAGUGGCUUUAGUUUGUUCUUCUUCCUGUACGAGGGAGUGAAGCACUACGACCCCGAGCACUUGAAACGUUAUACCGCUCGCGAGAACCCCUAUAAGAAGGCCUAACUACAACAAUGCUAUGCUAUAUUUCACUUAU
Messenger RNA from Blastocystis hominis, 394 nucleotides. RefSeq lists its product as hypothetical. Lineage: Eukaryota; Bigyra; Opalinata; Blastocystidae. Bases 1 to 363 code for a protein of 120 amino acids. The transcript has 3 exons. The record is from RefSeq and is a predicted model, not a curated record.